AUCCAGAUGUCUCUUUGUGACUGGACACUGAGGCCCUUUGGGCAGAGAAGCUCCAGGCGGCAGUGGUCACUACAUAGAAUUGGGUUCCCCGGGGGCUCAGAGGCAAAGCAGGCUUUCUCCUUAGGCUUGGAGUGUGUGGAGCACCCAGCCACUCCCUAGUCCCCACUAGGAUAGAAGGAGGGAAGCUCAAGCUCCUCCCAGAGCGAUCUGGGGGUCCCAGCAGAGGUGCAGGGUACUCCCAAGUCUGGACCCUGCUGGGAUCUUGUCCCAGGUCUCCAGGGUGGGGCCUGUCCCUGAAGCAGCGCAGCACCGGCCCUUUAAGAAAGUCGGUGGGUGGGUGCAGACGGGGAGCCCCCGCCUCCGCGGCUAGCCGCCCUGAGCCGAGUCCGCACCUCCCCGCCCCAGCUCAGUGAGCGCCCGCCAGCCCAGAGCGCGCUUGCAGUCCCAAGUCCUCCUUCUCUGCUGCCGGGAGUCCCCGCCGCCCAGGCGAUGCGCCCCUGCCCGCGGCCCCCGCGCCUCGCGCCUGCUUUGGCCCUGGUGGUGCUCACUUGGGCGCUGCUGACUGGACCCGCGUCUGCAGCCUCCUUCUUCGGUGAGAGCCACCUGGAGGUGCCUGUGGCCGCGGCCCUGGCCAACGUGGACCUGCAGCUGCAGUUCUCCACAGCUCAGCCUGAGGCCUUGCUCUUCCUGGCAGCUGGGGAGGAUGACCACCUGCUGCUGCAACUCCACGCGGGACGCCUACAGGUCAAGCUUGUCCUGGGCCAGGAGAAGCUGAGGCUGCAGACCCUGGCAGAGGUACUGCUGAACGACUCUGUCCCCCACUCUGUGGCACUCACUGUCUCAGAUGGCUGGGCUGAGCUAUUGGUUGAUGGGCUGUUCAAUGCCUCCGGCCGGGUCCCAGAAGGCGCCCUCGAUGUGCCGUAUGGGCUCUUUGUUGGGGGCUCUGGAAGCCUGAGCCUGCCCUACAUGAGGGGGGCCAGCCGACCCCUGCGAGGCUGUCUCCUCACCACCACCCUCAACGGCCGCAACCUCCUCCGCCCGCUGACCCCAGAUGUGCCUGAGGGCUGUGCUGAAGAGUUCUCAGCUGGGGACGAUGUGGCCCUGGGCUUCACUGGGCCCCGCUCACUGGCGGCCUUCCCAGCCUGGAGCACUCAGGAUGAGGGCACCCUGCAGUUCACCCUUACUACGAGGAGCCGACAUGCACCCCUGGCCUUCCAGGCGGGUGGCCAACGCGGGGACUUCAUCUAUGUGGACAUAUUCGAAGGGCAUCUGCGGGCUGUGGUGGAGAAGGGCCAGGGCACUGUCUUGCUCCAUAACAGUGUCCCCGUGGAUGAUGGGCAGCCCCACGAGGUUAGUGUCCACAUGGACACCCACCGCCUAGAGAUCUCUGUGGACCAGUACCCCACGCGCACCUCCAACCGUGGGGUCCUCAGCUACCUAGAACCGCGUGGCAGCCUCCUCCUCGGGGGGCUGGAUGCAGAGGCCACCCGUCACCUCCAGGAACACCGCCUGGGCCUGGCACCCGGCACCACCAACACCUCCCUGCUGGGCUGCCUGGAGGACCUGAUGGUCAAUGGCCAGCGGCAAGGGCUCCGCCACGCUGUGCUGACCCGAGGCAUGGCGGCCGGAUGCAGGCUGGAUGAGGACGAGUAUGAGGACGAUGCCUACAGCUCCUAUGAGGCAUUGUCCACCCAGGCGCCUGAGGAGUGGCCGGUCAUGGAGCUGCCCGAGCUGUGCGUCCCCGAACCUGGGCUUCCCCCUGUCUUCACCAACCUCACCCAGCUGCUCACCAUCAGCCCGCUGGUGGUGACCGAGGGUGGCACAGCGUGGCUGGAGUGGCAGCACGUGCAUCCCACACUGGACCUGCAGGAGGCCGAGCUGCGCAAGUCACAGGUACUGUUCAGCGUGACCCGGGGCCCUCGGCACGGUAAGCUGGAGCUCGACAUCCCGGGAGCCCGGGCACGGCAGAUGUUCACCCUGCUGGAUGUGGUCAAUCGCAAGGUCCGCUUUGUCCACGAUGGUGCGGAGGACACCUCUGACCAGCUGGUGCUAGAGGUGACUGUCACAGCUCGGGUGCCUGUUCCCUCCUGCCUGCGGCGGGGCCAGGCUUACCUCCUGCCCGUGCAGGUCAACCCCACCAAUGACCCGCCUCGUGUCAUCUUCCCAAACGGCAGCCUCAUGAUGAUCCUGGAGCACACACAGAAGCCGCUGGGGCCUGAGGUCUUCCAGGCCUAUGACCCAGACUCUGCUUGCGAGAGCCUCACCUUCCAACUCCUGGGAGAUUUAGCGGGACUCCCAGUGGAGCACCGGGAUCGACCUGGGGAGCCAGCGCCUGAGUUCUCCUGCCGAGAGCUGGAGGCAGGCGACAUCGUCUAUGUUCACCGAGGCGGCCCCGCACAGCCCCUGACAUUCCGGGUGAGUGAUGGACUGCAGGCCAGUGGCCCGGCUAUACUGAAUGUGGUGGCCAUGCGACCAGCCAUCCGGAUCCGCCACAGCACGGGGCUGCUCCUGGCACAGGGCUCUGCCGCACCCAUCUUGCCCGCCAACUUGUCAGUGGAAACCAAUGCUGUGGGGCAGGACGUGAGCGUGUUGUUCCGUGUUGUGGGUGCCCUGGAGUUCGGGGAGCUGCAGAAGCAGGGGGCAGGCGGUGCAGAGGGCGCCGAGUGGUGGGUCACACAAGCCUUUCACCAGCGGGAUGUGGAACAGGGCCGGGUUCGGUAUCUGAGCACUGACCCCCGGCACCAUGCCCAGAACACCGUGGAGAACCUGGUGCUGGAGGUGCAGGUGGGCCAGGAGACCCUGAGCAACCUUUCCUUCCCGGUGACCAUCCAGAGGGCCACCGUGUGGAUGCUGCAGCUGGAGCCACUGCACACGCAGACCACACAGCCGGAGACCCUCACCACGGCCCACCUGGAGGCUACCAUGGAGGAGGCAGCUGGCCCAAGAGCCAGCAGCUUCCACUAUGAGGUGGUCCAGGUCCCCAGGAAGGGGAACCUGCAGCUGCAGGGCACAAGGCUGUCAGCUGGCCAGGGCUUCAGCCAGGAUGACCUGCGGACUGGGCGUGUGACCUAUGCAGCCACAGCACGCACCUCCAAGCCCAUCGAGGACGCCUUUCUCUUCCGAGUCACGGCUCCACCACACUUCUCACCACUCUACACCUUCCCUGUCCACAUCGGUGGUGACCCGGAUGCUCCUGUCCUCACCAACGUCCUCCUCCUGGUGCCCGAGGGUGGGGAGGCUGUCCUCUCCGCUGACCACCUCUUUGUCAAGAGCCUCAACAGUACAAGCUACCUCUAUGAGGUUAUGGAGCUGCCCCGCCAUGGACGGCUGGCGUGGCGGGAGCCGCAGGACAAGGCCACCCCAGUGACAUCCUUCACCAACGAAGACCUGCUGCAUGGCCGGCUGCUCUACCAGCAUGACGACUCUGAGACCACCGAAGACGACAUCCCAUUUGUGGCCACCCGCCAGGAUGAGGGCAGUGGCGACAUGGCCUGGGAGGAGGUCCGAGGUGUUUUCCGAGUGGCCAUCCAGCCGGUGAAUGACCAUGCCCCCGUGCAGACCGUUAGCCACGUGUUCCAUGUGGUCCGGGGUGGGCGGCGGCUGCUGACAACGGAGGACGUGGCCUUCAGUGACAUGGACUCCGGCUUCUCAGAUGCCCAGCUGGUGCUGACCCGCAAGGACCUCCUAUUUGGCAGUAUUGUGGCUGUGGAUGAGCCCUCACGGCCCAUCUACCGUUUCACCCAGGAGGACCUCAGGAGGCGGCGGGUCCUGUUUGUACACUCAGGGGCUGACCACGGCUGGAUGCAGCUUCAGGUGUCCGAUGGGCAGCACCAGGCCACAGCCAUGCUCGAGGUGCAGGCCUCGGAGCCCUUCCUCCACGUGGCAAAUGGCUCCAGGCUUGUGGUCCCUCAGGGAGGCCACGGCAUCAUUGAUACCGCUAUGCUCCCUCUGGACACCAAUCUGGACAUCCGAAGUGGGGAUGACGUCCACUACCGCAUCACAAGCGGUCCUCACUGGGGGCAGCUGCUCCGUGCCAGUCAGCCGGCCACCACCUUCUCCCAGCAGGACCUGCUGGACGGCACCAUCCUCUACAGCCACAAUGGCAGCCUCAGCCCCCGUGACAGCCUGGGCCUAUGGGUGGAGGCAGGGCCAGUGCACACAGAAGCCACCCUCCAAGUGACCAUUGCCCUUGACAGCCCCCCAGCCCCACUGCAGCUGGUCCGGCAUGAGAAGAUCUACGUCUUCCAGGGGGAGGUGGCUGAGAUCAGGCAGGACCAGCUGGAGGCAGACCAAGAGGGGGUCCCCUCCACAGACAUCGUGUUCUCGGUGAGAAGCCCCCCGAGUUCGGGCUACCUGGUGAUGAUGUCCCACGCGACAGCUGGGGCACCCAGCCUGGCCCCAGUGCAUAGCUUCUCCCAGGAGGCCAUAGCCACCGGCAAGGUCCUCUACCUACACUCCCACCCUGAGGCCUGGAGUGACACCUUCACCCUGGACGUGGCCUCAGGGCUGGGUACCCCCUUGGAGGGCAUCCGCAUGGAGCUGGAGGUUCUACCCACCACCAUCCCCCUGGAAGGGCAGAACUUCAGCGUGUCUGAGGGUGGUGCCCGCACCCUGGCCCCACCACUACUGCAAGUCACAGGUCCCUACUUCCCCACGCUGCCCAGCCUCAGCCUUCGGGUACUAGAGCCUCCCCAGCACGGAGCCCUGCAGAGGGAGGGACAGCCCAAAGAUGGGGUCCUCGACACCUUUUCCUGGAGAGAGGUGGAGGAGCAGCAAAUCCGAUACGUGCACGACGGAAGUGAGGUGCUGACUGACAGCUUCAUCCUGGUGGCCAAUGCCUCAGAGAUGGACCGCCAGAGCCAGCCAGUGACCUUCACUGUCACCAUCCUGCCGAUUAAUGACCAACCCCCUGUCCUUACCACGAACAUGGGCCUGCAGCUGUGGGAGGGGGCCACCGUGCCCAUCCCCGCCGAGGCCCUGCGGGCCACAGACAGCGACUCAGGACCUGAGGACCUGGUCUACAGCAUUGAGCAGCCCAGCAAUGGACAGGUGGUACUGCGGGCAGCGCCAGGCACUGAGGUCUACCACUUCAGCCAGGCCCAGCUGGACACCGGGCUGGUGCUCUUCUCCCACAGAGGAGCCCUGGACGGAGGCUUCCACUUCAACCUCUCCGAUGGGGAGCACGAAUCCUUGGGCCAUUUUUUCCGAGUGACAGCUCAGAAGCAGGCACAGCUGUCGCUGGAGGGCUCCCGCAUGCUGACCGUCUGUCCAGAGUCCAUCCAGCCGCUCAGCAGCCACAGCCUGAGUGCCAGCUCCAGCUUGGGCACUGACCCCCAGCACCUAAUCUACCGUGUGCUGCAUGGCCCCCGGCUUGGCCGGCUGCUCCACGCCCAGCAGGGCAGUGCCUCUGAAGCCCUGAUCAACUUCACUCAGGCUGAGGUGUCUGCUGGGAACGUGCUGUAUGAGCAGGAGGCGUCCCCUGAGCCCUUCUGGGAAGCUCACGAUACCAUCGAGCUCCUGCUGUCCUCACCCCCUGCCCCUGACUUGGCUGCUGUGCUGUCUGUGGUCGUGUCAUUUGAGGCUGCCUGUCCCCAGCGCCCCAGCCGCCUCUGGAGAAACAAAGGUCUGUGGGUCUCCGAGGGCCAGCGGGCCAAGAUCACUGUGGCUGUCCUGGAUGCCUCCAACCUCCUGGCCAGUGUUCCCGCGCCCCAGCGUCCCAAGCAUGAUGUGUUGUUCCAGGUAACACAGUUUCCAACGCGGGGCCAGUUGCUGGUGUCUGAGGAGCCCCUCCACGCAGGGAGGCCGCACUUCUUGCAGAGCCAACUAGCCGAAGGGGAGCUGGUGUAUGCCCACGGUGGUGGGGGCACCCAGCAUGAUGGCUUCCACUUCCGCGCCCACCUCCAGGGCCCAGCAGGGGCCUUGGUGGUGGGACCCCAAACCAUGGAGGCCUUCACCAUCACCGUGCGGGAUGUGAACGAACGCCCGCCUCAGCCGCAGGCCUCAGUGCCCCUCCAGCUCACCCAAGGUUCCCGAGCUCCUGUCUCCCGAGCCCAGCUGAGCGUGGUAGACCCAGACUCAGCCCCAGGGGAAAUCCUGUACGAGGUGCAGCGAGCUCCCCACAAUGGCUUCCUGAGCCUGGUGGGGGUCAGCCCAGGGCCCGUGACCCACUUCACCCAGGCCGAUGUGGACGCAGGGCGGCUGGCCUUCGUGGCCAAUGGCAGCAGUGUGGCAGGCGUCUUCCAGCUGAGCGUGUCUGAUGGGGCCAGCCCGCCCUUGCCUGUGUCCCUGGCUGUGGACAUCUUGCCAUCUGCCAUCAAGAUACAGCUGCAGGCUCCCCUGGAGGUGCCUCAGGCCUCAGGACGUGCCUCGCUGAGCCAGCAACAGCUCCGGGUGAUCUCGGACCAGGAAGAACCAGACACGACCUACUGCCUUACCCAGGGCCCCCAGUAUGGGCAGCUGCUGGUGAGCGGGCAGCCUGCCUCAGCCUUCAGCCAGCUGCAGGUGGACCAGGGGGAGGUAGUCUUCACUUUCACCAACUUCUCCUCCUCUCGUGACCACUUCCGAGUCCUGGCACUGGCCAGGGGUGCCAACGCAUCUGCCACAGUGAAUGUCACUGUGAGGGCCCUGCUGCAUGUGGGUGCAAAGGGCCCAUGGCCUCAGGGUACUACCUUGCGCCUGGAUUCCACUGUGCUGGAUGCCAGCGAACUAGCCAACCACACUGGCAGCAUGCCCCACUUUCGGCUCCUGGCAGGACCCCGACAUGGGCGGGUGGUGCGUGUCCCCCGAGCACAGACAGAGCCCAGAAGUGGGCAGCCUGUGGACCAAUUCACACAGCAGGACCUGGAGGCUGGGAGGCUGGGGCUAGAGGUGGACAGGCCAGAGGGUCAGGUACCCAGGCCCACAGGGGACAGCCUCACUCUGGAGCUAUGGGCACGUGAUGUCCCACCUGCUGUGGCCUCACUGGAUUUUGCCACAGAACCUUAUGAUGCAGCUCGGCACUACAGAGUGGCACUGCUCAGUGUCCCUGAGGCCACUCGGAUAGAAGCAGGGAAGGUGGAUAGCAGCACCCCCAUGGGGGGGCUGGCUCCAGCAGCAUCCAGCCCAGUGCCCACCGUGGCCAGGGGGGGCUUCCUGGGCUUCCUAGAAGCCAACAUGUUCAGCGUCAUUGUCCCUGUGUGCCUAGUCCUGCUGCUCGUGGCGCUCAUCCUGCCACUGCUCUUUUAUCUCCGCAAGCGUAACAAGACGGGCAAGCAUGACGUCCAGGUCUUGGCUGCCAAACCCCGAAAUGGCCUUGCUGGUGACACAGAGACCUUCCGCAAGGUAGAGCCAGGCCAGGCCAUCCCACUCACCACUGUGCCUGGCCAGGGGUCCCCACCAGGAAGCCAGCCUGACCCUGAGUUGUUGCAGUUCUGCCGGACACCCAACCCUGCACUCAGGAAUGGCCAGUACUGGGUGUGAGCUGGGUAGAUAGUGCUGGCGGGUAGGCCCUGCUCCCAUACCCUGGCACUGCGAGUUUUCCCAGAGCAAGACCUGGAGAGCUGAGUGGUGGAUGCCAGGGACUGCCCUGGAAUACCAGAUGGAUGUAGUCACGAGCCAGAAUCUCCCAGCGCACAGAACCUGGAGAACCAUGGGGCCGAGGCAAGAGGUGGCUGAGUCAGGCCCGUGUCCUAGAGCUGGUUUGACUUUCAAAGCCAGGGCAACCACCUUGGUGGGCCAAGACUCUGGUUGGUCCUGGGUCUGUGUCUGUGGGUAAGUCGCCUGACCCAGGCUGCCAGGAGGGAAAGGAGGAGAGAGAGCCCUGGAGAGGGGCUGGGCAGAGGGGAUAAUCAGAUCCUGGCUUUCCCACUGCAACCAGGGCUGGGGUAGCCUCUUCUGCCUCUGGGAUUUUAGGGAAAUGGUGUUUGGGGGGGCUGGAGGUAGCAGGGGAGCCUCUCCACACCAAAAGGCAUCCACCCAUAGAAUAAUAUAUUUGGGGUGCAGGGUGGAUGGGUGCUCAGAAGUGGGUUGCAAGGGAGCUAUUUAACAUGGUGCUGGGCCUGCAGGGCCUGGUGGCACACAUACCCUCCAGGGUUGGGAUGGGGGAAGAGUCUGGAGCACUUCCGUUUCUGGGGCUAUUGUGAUGGGCCAAAGACUGAGCAAGCCUGGAGUGGACUGGGCCAAUGUAUGGCCCUUGGGCCACCGCAGUGCCUGUGCACCCCCGAGGACUGGAGGUGGCUGCGUGGGGUCCUUGAUCCUUACAAUCUGGAUAAAUGGUGCUUGGGCAGCUCUCGACAAUGUGUGCUUUGUCUGACUUGCUAGGCCCUGGGACCUGGCAGCCUCACUCCAUGGGGCCAGCACCCAGCCCGGGGUAUUGAGUGGGAUGAGGCGAGCUGGGGAGCCCCAUGUGUCCACCAUCCAGGGCUCCUCCCCUCAACUUGUGGACAGGUGGCCCAGUGCUUGAAACAAAACCCAAGCCCUGACUGAUGUAGAGGUGGAGUAGGUUCUUCCUCUUCAAGGAAAGAAGAAAAAUAAAUGCUCCUGACCCUGGUUUCUCA
This is a messenger RNA of Cavia porcellus (domestic guinea pig), 8534 nucleotides long. It is a transcript of the gene Cspg4, whose product is annotated as chondroitin sulfate proteoglycan 4. Lineage: Eukaryota; Metazoa; Chordata; Mammalia; Rodentia; Caviidae. Bases 490 to 7458 code for a protein of 2322 amino acids. The record is from RefSeq and is a predicted model, not a curated record. The transcript has 10 exons. Gene Ontology annotation, biological process: anatomical structure morphogenesis.